AUGGAAAGAUUUCCUCCAGCAAAAGUGGCUGGUGCCUCAGCCACAGCUGUCGACAGUUGCCGUGGUCGUUUGUUUCAGCCACACCUGACCAGGGACCAAAGGUACCAAGUACCCACCGUGGCAUGUCUGCAUGGGUGGCUGUCACCUGGUAACAGACCGACACUGAAUCACUGCCUGCUGGCGCUAGUGGCAACCUGGCCCAGGUGCCUGAGCGUCGACGCCAUUGAUCCAAAACUCUGCGGCGCCUCCCCAGAUCCAACCCGCCCGCCUCCAACCGCCUCGUCGCCCCCGUUUUCCGUCUUCCUAUCCACCCAUCCAUCCACCGCACCCCGGCUUCUGGUCCUCUCCCCUCGUUCAUCAUCACCACCUUUGCCGGCGACGCCCUCUCGUCGCCGCUCAGAGCCCCGUGGGUCACUCCUCUCCACUCUUGUCGCCCGGCUUGGUUUUCGUAUCGCGGCUUUGGUUUCAUUGCCUAUUCGCUUCUCUGGCCGUCCUAGCCUGGACCACAGCCGCUCCGUUCGCAUCUAUUUUCGGAUCGCACGAGUCGGCGACUUCGUUCAUCGCCCAUCACGAAGCCCGCACAGUCUCGAUUGCAUCAAUCCCUUUUCGGGUCGCGUCGGCAUUUUGGUGCUUUCCACGGGCUCGUUCGUAUUCUCGCGCGGCCGACAAACGUCGAGACGCGCCCAAGUUUCCGUUCACCGUGAACGCGACGUGAAAGCGACUCGACUUUCUGGUCUUGUGCACGCGACGCGCUACACAUCGCGGCCGUCCCCCCCCGUCGCGCUCAUCAUGGGUCUUCCGUGA
This is a messenger RNA of Purpureocillium lilacinum, 804 nucleotides long. NCBI's taxonomy places the organism in Eukaryota, Fungi, Ascomycota, Sordariomycetes, Hypocreales, Ophiocordycipitaceae. The record is from RefSeq and is a predicted model, not a curated record.